Messenger RNA from Callithrix jacchus (white-tufted-ear marmoset), 3214 nucleotides. Lineage: Eukaryota; Metazoa; Chordata; Mammalia; Primates; Cebidae. The record is from RefSeq and is a predicted model, not a curated record.
GCAAUAUUUCUCUUAUCCCCAGAUUUCUAGCUGAAAUUCAGGCCUGCUGAACACACCCCUCACCGCAGCCCCCCUACCAGGUGUGGGCCCAGCUUUACAUAGUUCAUGCUGGAAUUUCAUGCAGAAAACUGGUUGCAAAAGAUUCUUAAAGGGCCAGGGGAGCACAAAGGAGGAGAUCUCCCAGACAUCAGAAUGCCGGCGCCCAACCUGCCAACACAGCACUGGCCUGCUCGAGGUUUUGCCACUGUGCUGAUGGGGCUGCUUGGGGUCCUGAUCGGGAACCAAGAGCCCACGCCGUGUGGCUGCAGCUGUGACCAGAGCCCCCGCCAAGGGACAGGAGGCAACAGAGGCUCAUUUCUUCUUCCUGCUUUCAGCCUCUAUCAGUACCUCUCACAGGCAGACCCGCAGCAGAAGCAGCUGGCAGAAGGAGGGUGUUGGAAGUAUAGUCCGGCCCCUGCCUCCACUGCCAAGCCCCAGGCCCGCAACACCCAGGACUCCGCAGAAGGGAGGCAAAGGACCGCCGGCCCUUCCACACGCACCCCCUACCAUCUGGUCCUUGGCCCUUUGCCUUGGCUGCCAGGAGAGCACGCUCCAGUCAACCUCUCGCCUGCAGGGGGCGAUGUAAAUGUUAACCCAAACCAAAUGGAAAGAACGGAAUAUGAGCCACACCUGCACAGGUGCAGGCUGGCUCUGGGCCCACGUGGCCAAGGUGGCCUUACACUUCAAUUUGCCAACUGUGGGAUCCAAGGUUAGGAAAGCUUGAUGCUUUAUUUUGCUUCUGUAGCAACCAUUCAGGAUGACUUCCUUACAUUUUUUUUCCGUUUUGAUUUGUUCUAUAUUUCCUAGGAGAUACAGCAGAAAUAUUUGACUCCAUUGCCACACAAAACAGGAAAUUGCAUUUCGCCAGGUUUUAUUAUUGCUGGUUCCCUUUUGCUCCUAGUGCACUUCCCAGUCAAAUGCCUGCUUUUCAACAAGAGGCAAAUUCGGAGACAUUUAUUGAAAGCCUGCUGCUACUGGCCUGACUCUAAGAAUUUGAAAAGAAAAGGAAAGAGAAGAAAAAGAAAAAAUAUCACAGUCUUCAUCUUUACGUAGCUUACAGUUUUGUUUAGAAAUGAGGCUUCUGCACAUGCAACUUGAGCAAACAAAUAAAGUAUAAUAUAUUCCAGUGUUGAAGUCUGGUGCAGAUUCUAAGGGUGACAGAACAGCUGUCUCUAGCCAGGCGCGGUGGCUCACACCUGUAAUCCCAGGACUUUGGGAGGCCGAGGAGGGUGGAUCACGAGGUCAGGAGUUCAAGAUCAGCCUGACCAACAUGGUGAAACCCCAUCUCUACUAAAAAUACAAAAGUUAGCUGGGCGUGGUGGUGCGUGCCUGUAAUCUCAGGUACUCGGGAGGCUGAGGCAGGAGAAUCGCUUGAGCCCAAAAAGUGGAGGUUGCAGUGAGUUGAGAUUGAGCCCCUAGACCAGUCUGGGCAAAAGAGGGAGACACCAUCUCAAAACAAGAACAAGAACAAAAACAACAACAACAAAUAAUAAUCAUCAUAAUAAUAGCUGUCUCUAAAGGGAUUAUAUUGGAAGACAAAGGAGAGGGCAGGGCAAGUUCCUAGCAUGAAGACCUCCGACAGCAAAAGAGAGAGAAGUGAGCAGGCAGUAAGAUUGCUCAGCUGGGUAGGAAAAUGCAGGUAAUAUACUUGAGGGUUUUGAACAUCAGUUUGAGGAAAUCGAACUUAAUUCUGCAAUAGCCAAAAUGUGAUCAUCAGAGCAAGGACAAUUACAAACCAAAUUGUCCUCAUUCUGGUUGUAUAGAAUAUAACAUAUAAGCAGCUAAAAGAUGCACUAUUUUAAUCAGCAUGACUCUUAAUAACUUUAAUUCUAUGAGACUAAUAAUUAGGUUUUUAUAAAACAUAGAUUCAUUAAGUAUUAGCAAAUAUUUUAUCUUUUAUCUCAAUGACUUUUUUCUCCUAAAAUUUAAAAAAAGCGUAAAUGUUCCUCACUAUGUGACUUCACUGAACUCCUGAGUUGGCGAAGUGAGAUUAGAUAGAGAGGGAUGCUAUGCUGUCCAUUUCUAUGUUGCCCCUGAAUUCCUGAGUUAGGAAAGCAAGGGGUUCAAGCCAUGACUCAAAAAUUGGUUCCAUUGUCUUCCAGCCCCGAAUGCAUAUGGGGAGGGUUAAGAAAGCAAAGCGGGUCUAUACAAAACUUUCCAAGGCACCUUCCCUCCUUCCAUUCCCAGACCCACUCUUCUCCCUGCUCCCCAGGGCCUGCUCUAACCUGCCUGAGUAAAUACCCAAGGCCCCAAUCCGGGUCAGCAUCUUCUAUCACCUGCUCUUAGGUGGGUAAGCUGAUAAUCAAGCCUUGAAGCCCACCUGCUACUCAGGCGCAUGCGCGCACAGACGUACACACGCACACACGCACACGCACACGCACACGCACGCACAGAGGCACACGCAUUCUGUUGUUAACUUUGAGAAGAGUCCCUCUAGUGGCCACCUGUACAACACCCUGUGGGACCGGAUGCCGCUGGAAGGCUCACAUUGGUAGGUACCUCACCUCGCAGUGGCUACACUUUAGGUUUUCUGAGUGGGAGAAGUGGGAGAGGAAAUGAAAAGGUUGGCUUUAGCCAGACUGUGAAGGUUGGACUAAGGCUUUUCCUUAUAACAAUGUGGAUGUUGGCAUCCUGGGUUUUAGAAUAGACAGUGAAGUGAUCAGGUCUUGAUUUUAUAAAGGCAAUGCUUGCCUUCAGUACUUAGGUGACUAUCAGAGGGUAAAUGAUGAUAAUGAAGUAGCUAGCUGAAUAUAUAAAAAUUAAAUAGGGCCGGGUGCAGUGACUCACGCCUGUAAUUCCAGCAUUUUGGGAGGCCGAGGCAGGCGGAUCAUGAGGUCAGAAGUUUGAGACCAGCCUGACCAACAUGGUGAAACCCCAUCUCUACUAAAAAUACAAAAAUUAGUGGGCAUGGUGGUACACACCUGUAAUCCCAGCUACUCAGGAGGCUGAGGCAGGGGAAUCCCUUGAACCCGGGAGGCGGAGGUUGCAGUGAGCAGAGAUCGUGCCACUGCACUCCAGCUUGGGCGACAGAGCAAGUCUCUGUCUCAAAUAAAAUAAAAUAAAAAGAAACAUCUUUGUAUGUGCUUUGCUCAGUGUGAAGCCGGGAAGAAGGUGCUGCACCUCCUCAUUUACCAGGCUGAGGGAAGGAGAAAUUGGCAUAAGUCCUCUUAACCAG